This is a messenger RNA of Setaria italica (foxtail millet), 1370 nucleotides long. RefSeq lists its product as uncharacterized. The transcript has 2 exons. The record is from RefSeq and is a predicted model, not a curated record. The coding region runs from base 102 to 1370 and encodes 422 amino acids. Lineage: Eukaryota; Viridiplantae; Streptophyta; Magnoliopsida; Poales; Poaceae.
GAACUACAUGCACGCACGCUACGUCCUCCCGGCGGCACACGCGUUCCCAAUAAAAUGCAGCAGGGAUCGCCGGUCGCAAUUCACAACAAGCUAAGCCCAAGAUGUCGAUCGCCACCAGCCGCCUCGUGCUUGCAUUGGCGGGCGUCCUGCUGGUCGCCAUGGCAGGCCGCUGCAGCGGCGACGAUCACGGCCACCGACGCGAGCUGGCCGACGGGUGCCAGCAGAGCGGCACGCUGCGGCCGGACAAGGGCCACUCGUGCGACGAGUGCUGCAAGGCCGGGAAGUCCUACCCGACGUACCGGUGCUCGCCGCCGGUCGUCUCCGGGAGCACUAAGGCCAUCAUGACGCUCAACGACUUCGACGCGGGCGGUGACGGCGGCGACCCGUCGAAGUGCGACGAGAAGUUCCACAAGAACACGGAGCGCGUCGUGGCGCUGUCCACGGGCUGGUACGCCGGCGGCAAGCGAUGUGGCAAGAACGUAAGGAUCAACGCCAAGGGCAAGUCCGUGCUCGCCAAGGUCGUGGACGAGUGCGACUCCCUCCAUGGCUGCGACAGCGAGCACGCAUUUCAGCCGCCGUGCCGCCCCAACGUGGUCGAUGCGUCACAGGCCGUGUGGGAUGCGCUGGGCAUCACCGGGGACGAGGUCGGCGAAUACGGGAUCACGUGGUCGGAUGCAUUGAGGACUCCGGGCAUUGGUGAUCACGAUGAUUCUAAGCUUAAUCAACGAGGGAGUGACUAUAAAUACUACAUGGAUCACCAGAUGACCAUACCCAACAAGGCAACAACUCUUCUCAGUGCUCGCAAGAUGUCGACGACCAGCCUCCUCGUGCUUGCUCUGGCAGGCCUCCUGCUCGUCACUUUCCCAAGUCUCUGCGGCGGCAGCGCCGCCCACCGCCUGGAGAAAUGCCAUCCGAGCGGCACGCUGCAGGGGCCGAGGACCGGCCACACGUGUGGGGAAUGCUGCAAGGCCGGGCACUUCUACCCGACGUACCGGUGCUCGCCGCCGGUCACCAGGCACACCAAGGCCAUCAUGACGCUCAACGACUUCGACGAGGGCGGCGACGGCGGGGACAAGUCGGAGUGCGACGGCAAGUACCACAAGAACACGGAACGCGUGGUGGCGCUGUCCACGGGGUGGUACCACAGGGGCAAGCGCUGCCACAAGCACAUCCAGAUCCACGCCAAGGGCAGGUCCGUGCUCGCCAAGGUCGUGGACGAGUGCGACACCCUGCACGGCUGCGACAAGCCGCACGCGUACCAGCCGCCGUGCCGCCCCAAUAUCGUCGACGCGUCCAAAGCCGUGUGGGACGCGCUGGGCAUCACCGGGGAGGAGGUCGGCGAGUACCCUAUCACCUGGUCGGAUGCAUGA